UUAGCUAUUCAACGUAUUGUUUCGCAGAUGUGGGGAGCACACUCCUGUCUGUGGCGAAAGGGCGGCGGUGGUCUAAAGGCGAGAAAGAGAGAGAUGAGGAGAAAUAUGUCGGUGAGGACGUUUCUUUGUGUCCACGACAGCGAAACUCAUAUCGCCAGGUGUGUAUCCAUAGCCACCUACUAGGCUACUUCUCACCGUUACCACCACUGUCGAGGUAGCCAUGGCGACCAGCGCCCUGCCAAGUGACAACCUGCCAACGUACAAGCUGGUGGUGGUGGGGGAUGGUGGUGUUGGGAAGAGUGCCCUCACCAUCCAAUUUUUCCAGAAGAUCUUUGUGCCAGACUAUGAUCCUACGAUAGAGGACUCGUAUCUUAAACACACAGAGAUAGACGGACAGUGGGCAAUACUGGAUGUGCUAGACACAGCCGGCCAGGAGGAGUUCAGUGCGAUGAGGGAGCAGUAUAUGAGGACAGGAGAUGGCUUCCUUAUCGUCUUCUCUGUGACAGACAAAGCCAGCUUUGAACAUGUCGACCGAUUCCAUCAGCUCAUACUACGGGUCAAAGACAGGGAGGCCUUCCCCAUGGUGCUGGUGGCAAACAAAGUGGACUUGGUCCAUCUGAGAAAGGUCACCGCUGACCAGGGCCAAGAGAUGGCUGCAAAACAUAACAUAACUUAUAUUGAAACCAGUGCCAAGGAUCCUCCAAUGAAUGUGGACAAAGCCUUUCACGAGCUGGUUCGUGUUAUAAGACAACAGGUGCCAGAACGAAACCAGAAGAAGAAAAAGAAGAUGAAAUGGAGAGCAGAACGUUCAGCGGGUUCCCACAGGUUCCACUGCACCAUAUUGUGACCUCCCUCAUCCUGUCUUAUCAUUCGUGAACAUACACAUACACACACCCACAUACCUUUUUGGAUGUCAGGGAACUCCCCAGCAGUGGUUAACUACUGGAGCACAAAAGGGAGGGGAGGGGGAGGGGGUUGACCAUGAAUUACUGGAUGGAUCCAGGGGGGCAGAAGGCAAAGUGAAUCUGACUGAUGUCCCCUCACCCUUCACAAAGCCUUGGAAUGAGUAAUGUGCUCCCUCUCCUCAACUUAUGGUCCCUUUCAAAGGUCUAUAGAUCCCUCCCAUCUCUUUUCAAAACAGAACUACCGUGUCGCUGAACUGUUUCUCAGUUAAGUGUCAUUUUUUUUAAUGUCAUUUCAAGCGUGGCACUAGAUGACAGAUU
Molecule: messenger RNA, 1223 nt
Organism: Perca flavescens (yellow perch)
Lineage: Eukaryota; Metazoa; Chordata; Actinopteri; Perciformes; Percidae
Gene: mrasa
Product: muscle RAS oncogene homolog a
Exons: 6
Coding region: 221-847 (208 amino acids)
Biological process (GO): signal transduction
Cellular component (GO): membrane
Molecular function (GO): GTPase activity; GTP binding
Source: RefSeq, a predicted model, not a curated record